AUGGCUGGUGUUUUCUGUGAAUGGCGCAGGCUGCCGGUCAGCCUCGGUGAAUUGUGCAUUAAUACCACGCUUCGUUGCGGUCAAUCUUUCAGAUGGCAGAACAUCCCCGAAAGCCAGGAGUGGCGAUGCGUCCUUUACGGUCACCUUCUCUCUUUGAAACAAGAUUCUAGCUAUCUAUACUACCGCGCAUAUCAACCUCAACCUCCCACCUUGCCAACCCCACCUUCCUCGGAGAUUCCCUCUCGUGCGGAAUCAGAUACAGAAGUCGCGGACAGCAAGACAAAUCUAUGCAACUCGCAGGAUGACCACCUUGUGCACAUCUUAAAACAUUACCUCAAUCUCUCAUCAAAUCUUAAAGAACUCUACGCACAGUGGUCAUCAUCGGAUCCCAAUUUUAAGAAAAAGGCCGCUGAAUUCAGUGGCAUUCGCAUCUUACGCCAGGAGCCAUGGGAGGCUCUGGUUUCAUUUAUUUGCAGCAGCAACAACAAUAUUCCUCGAAUUUCGCAAAUGGUGGAUAAACUGUGCAUCAAUUAUGGCCCUUUCGUUGGCACGGUUGAUGGGCGCGCAUACCACGAUUUUCCUGCACCGGAGGCAUUGACAGGCAAGGAUGUGGAGAGUCGCCUACGCAGCCUGGGCUUCGGAUACAGGGCGAAAUAUAUCCAUCGCACGGCCAUCAUGGUCUCUCAGGAGCGAGAAAAUGGAUGGCUGAAUGGUCUCUGCAAUCCGGAGUCGCCUGCAUUUGGCAUAGAGGCCAAGGCAGGAAGCGAAAUGAAGCCUGAGGGCCGAGAAGGUUAUCGCAAAGCUCAUGAAAAACUGCUUGAAUUACAAGGUGUUGGGCCUAAAGUAGCAGACUGUGUGUCCCUAUUUGGCUUGGGAUGGGGGGAGUCAGUGCCGGUUGAUACACAUGUCUGGCAAAUUGCCCAGCGAGACUACCGAUUUGGCAAAGGUUCUCAGAAAUCUUUGACCAAAGCAACCUACGACGCCAUUGGCAAUCAUUUCCGCAAACUCUGGGGCCAGGAAGCUGGAUGGGCUCACAGUGUGCUCUUUACUGCUGAUCUAAGAUCAUUCGCUGACCGACUUGCCGCCACGAAGAAGGUCAACGUGAAAGUGAAGGAGGAAGACUCGGAGGUGAAGAUCGAAACAGAAGUGACGACGGCUGUUGCUUUGACUGCGCCGAAAGAGGAAGUCGAGGUCAAGCUAGAAGAUCUGGAGCGAAAACUUGCCGAAACGUCUCGAGGAAAGAAGCGAAAGGGGUCGACAACAGAAAUUGUCCAUGCAUCUACGACUACGGAGACUAGGCGCAUGUCUAAAAGAUUGCGCCCGUGA
Molecule: messenger RNA, 1326 nt
Organism: Penicillium maclennaniae
Lineage: Eukaryota; Fungi; Ascomycota; Eurotiomycetes; Eurotiales; Aspergillaceae
Product: 8-oxoguanine glycosylase OGG1
Exons: 3
Coding region: 1-1326 (441 amino acids)
Biological process (GO): nucleotide-excision repair; base-excision repair, AP site formation; base-excision repair
Cellular component (GO): nucleus
Molecular function (GO): damaged DNA binding; 8-oxo-7,8-dihydroguanine DNA N-glycosylase activity
Source: RefSeq, a predicted model, not a curated record